Molecule: messenger RNA, 873 nt
Organism: Dioscorea cayenensis subsp. rotundata (Guinea yam)
Lineage: Eukaryota; Viridiplantae; Streptophyta; Magnoliopsida; Dioscoreales; Dioscoreaceae
Product: glycine-rich RNA-binding protein 2, mitochondrial-like
Exons: 5
Coding region: 71-391 (106 amino acids)
Molecular function (GO): RNA binding
Source: RefSeq, a predicted model, not a curated record
UUUGUUAAGCCCGCCCUUUCGUAUUGUUAAGGCGGGAGCGCGCCUGGCGAGCUCUUUCAAGGCUGCGAAAAUGGCGAGCUUGAGAGCUAAGAGCUUCUCACAAGCUCUCGUUCUUCCAUUCAGGAGGCUUUUGCUUAGAGAAUCUUGCAGCAAGCUGUUCGUUGGGGGUCUUUCGUAUGACACCAAUGAGAGUGUUCUCAAGGAUACUUUUGAAAAGUUCGGUGAAGUCAUCGAAGUUAAAGUGAUCUGUGAUCGAAACAGUGGAAAAUCAAAAGGUUUUGGCUUUAUCCAAUUUUAUUCUGAAAGUGAAGCGAUGGCUGCCCUACAUAAUAUGAAUGGUCAGUCAUUGGAAGGAAGGAUUAUACGUGUGCAUUAUGCAAACAAAGGAUGAGGAGAAGUACUGUUGUUGGUCAUCCAAGUGUUUGAGUUGUUUCAGAUAUGAUUUUGGCAAAUACACUGAAGUUCAAUAUCUCUUCUUUUCAUCUGCCAUUCUCAGGUAAAUCAAACCAUUCAAUUGUGAUCAACAUAUCAUAACACUUGUGAUGUGUUAAAUGGCAUCAGAUUUUAUUAUUCUAUGUUGUGCUUUUGUGUUAAGUUGAAACUAUGGUCCAUACUUGAUGAACUUGUAUGUGGAAAAUGAAUGCUGUUAAACACUAAAACAGAGGCUCAACUUGUGAAAUAUCAUAAGUGGUAGCAAUGACUAGAAAAUAAACUGCCAUAAAUUUAUAGUUAAGCUUUUAUUCCUUUAUAAAACCUCACAACAUUAGAAUUGCUUGAAUGAUAAAGGCCCAAGAUGAUAAUAGUCAGUCGCUAUCGUGCUCAAAUUUAACUUUUACCAAGUUUCAUUGUCUUCUAUGGAUUGAAAGUCAUUUU